Molecule: messenger RNA, 1962 nt
Organism: Naegleria fowleri
Lineage: Eukaryota; Heterolobosea; Eutetramitea; Acrasida; Naegleriidae
Exons: 2
Coding region: 1-1962 (653 amino acids)
Biological process (GO): transmembrane transport; vitamin transport
Cellular component (GO): plasma membrane
Molecular function (GO): vitamin transmembrane transporter activity
Source: RefSeq, a predicted model, not a curated record
AUGCAACAACAAGAUGGUGAUUGUCUCACUCGACGAGAACCUCCUUCGCUGCGAAAGGAGGAAGAAAAACAAACGCAAGGAUCGACUCGACUUGAAACCACCGAUCCGAUGAUGAACAGUCAGCACCAUGCGAAUUCACAUCAACAUGUCCAGGACUUGUCGUCGGAGAGAACUUUAUUACUUUCCGUCCUUGUUAAUAAUAACAACCACUCAAACAUGUUGAGCCAAUCUCUUUCACCGAAUGUUCAACAAACGGCACCACUUGAGCAAUCAUUCACACCACCAUCAAAUAAUCAUACAGUGAUUUCGGAAACAAGACCGUCCAUUCAAAAACUGUCACAAAAAACUCAAAAAAAUCCAUCGAAUGAUACAACAAUAAUGAAUCAACCACUUUCGUUGGGUCUCGUGCUCACUUUUGCAAUAUAUUCGUUUUUUCACAUGGUCAAUCCUCAACAACCAUUUUUGGUUGAAUUUUUAACUUCUAAAGGAAUUUCACUCAAAACUAUAUUAUUUGAUAUUUUUCCAAUUUGGUCUUACUCAAUGCCAUUCGUUCAAUUAUGUAUUGGAAUUAUUUCAGAAUUGAAAUUUAUUGGUCACAAGUGGGUGAUUGUGGUUGGAAUUUUGGCGAGUGUUCUCUUCAUGUUGAGUGAAUUUUUCAGUACGAAAAAUACAGUAUGGAUGUUACAAGUGACUGAAAUUGCUGUGGCUGUUCUGUAUGGAACGGAUCAGACCUAUUUGGCAUUACUGUAUCAUUCGAGUUCUCCAAAUUCAUAUCAAUUUUUGACAAGCUUAUCCAGGGCGUGUAUUUUAAUGGGACAAGUGUUGGGUGCUGUUGUGGGACAAAUCGUAUACAUGUGUGGAGUUUCUAUUCAAGUUCUGUAUUACAUGGGAUUUGCUUGUAUUGUUCCUUGUUUGUAUCUUGCAAUUUUUCAUUUUCCUUCUCCAAAGAAAUAUGUGAGAUCCAUUCAUACGUUUGAAACCAAUGAUAAUGCUUGCAAAGACAGUAAUGCCACCUCAAAAGAAGAGGAUCCAAAAUUGGCAUCUUCGAAGGCAGAUAUUGUUGAGAGUGUCAAUUACGACCAGCAAAGUGAAGUUCAACUCUCUCAACAAAUUCAUGAAGAGGAAGGAAACACAAAUAUUCAUCAUGAAGCAAUGACGACAGCACCUUCCCAACAAGAUUCAAUUCAUUCGAGGAGUGGACCAAUUAUUAAGUUUCACAAAUUAAUAAGCUUCUUAAAAAAUAGCAAAAUUUGGAAAUUUGUUGUGGAUGUGAAAAAAUGUUACACAGAAAAUUUUUCAGUGCCUUUCUGGAGUAUCUAUUGCAUUGUUGGAAUUGCAGUUCACAUGCUAGCUCUCACCUAUUACCAAACAUUUUUCAAAACCCUUAAUAACCAAAUUUCUUUGAAUGGAAUUCUUAUAGCAGUGGCAUAUGCUUGUGCUUCAAUGAUCGCAAUGAUCCCUACAAGAUUGGGAAAUUGGGUAUCCUCAUGGAAAGGAAAAAUGAUGGCCGCUAUCGUUUGUCUAGCAUGUGGGUCAUGUCUGAUUGCAAUAAGCGUCAGUAGAAAAUGCCCAGUUUUUGUGGCCUAUCUCUUAUUUGUUGUGUAUCAUUGCUUGUUUGAAUUUUUAUAUGUGGUUUCUUUCACACAAAUUGCGAAAGGAUUGAAACUUACUCGAUUUGCUGCAAUUUUUUCAUUCAAUUCUGCAUUGGCAAAUGUUUUCCAAUUGUUAAUUCAAGUGUUAGUUGGAAAGCAAAUUCUUGCGUUGGGUCCAAUGGCACAAUUUACAGCAUUUGGAAUAAUUAUGGUCGCACUUUCCAUAUUUCUUUUUUUCUGUACUCUUGGUUAUGGGUUAUUCAACAGGAGAACACGGCAAAUAAUGGUAGAAGUAUGUAGGUUAAAUGGGGAAUUCGUAAACCAUGCAUUGAGGAGAACUCGGAACAACCACCUGUUAGACACCAUCUGA